UAGUCCUGUGCCAUCCAGGGAGUCGCACGCGCACGGAGUGUGACUUCGACCCACCCGACUCCUGGGUUUCUCCUACUUGGCGCAGCACGGACGCUCUGACGGCUGCUUCCGCCUGCAGGACGAAGUGACUCACUGCAGGCCGAGGAGCAGAUAAUCGUUUCGAGAGCUCCGCGUGGACUGUCAACAACAAGACCAUGGAGCAUCUGCCGGACGACGUGCUGGCGAUGGUGAUGCAGUACCUUGGCGUGCACGACCUCCUCGCCUGCCGCCUCGUGAGCAAGAGGGUCGGGGCGCUGGCCCUGCACCCGGACGCGUGGCGCCACCGGAGGCUGGGCUUGGGCUCAGCCCGCGACUUCGACAUCAACUUUGACGACAACCGGUGUCUGUGCCCGGUGCUGCGCCUGGCCCCGUGCGUAGCCGUGCUGGCUCGGUACCUGACUCGACGGCACCUACCCUGUCGCCUGGCGGACGACUCGAUGAGGUGCGCCGCCGAGGAGAUAUGGAUCAACGUGCGGAAGGACAUUUCUUCGGACGUCUUCGAGCUGAUCCGCCGGCAGGGAGAGCUCGGCCGGCUCAAAGUGAUUUCGAUGAACCUUAUCGGUGACGCACCCGUCGCCGCGGCCAUGGAGGCGGUGCUGUCAGUGAAGGGGCUGAAAGGACUCAAAGUCAUGACCAUCCGACUCCCAGGACGGGAACUCGACGAGAUCCCGGCGAUGGCAACCCCUUCGCUGCACACCCUGAAGCAUUUUGAUUUCCGCCUGGGUCCCGAGUCGGAGCGCUUCGUGAACUCCAUUCUAUCAGAGCAUGCCACCACCAUCGAGAAAGUCGCCCUCGAUGGCUACCUAUCGAGCGAUCUGUCGUUGACCUCCACGGCGCCGCUGCUCGCCACCAUGACGCGCCUGCGCGAGUUGAGGUGCCCAGCCCUCCCCGGGCUGGAGGCCGUGGCCGCCUGCGAGUCGCUCCGGACCCUGCGCCUUUCCGUCUGCUCCGAGACUCUUUCUUAUGAUGAAUACAAACUCAGUCACAAACAUGAUUCUCCAAUUUUGGUCUUGUUUGUUACAGCUUCACAUUGA
Molecule: messenger RNA, 1073 nt
Organism: Frankliniella occidentalis (western flower thrips)
Lineage: Eukaryota; Metazoa; Arthropoda; Insecta; Thysanoptera; Thripidae
Exons: 3
Coding region: 195-1073 (292 amino acids)
Molecular function (GO): protein binding
Source: RefSeq, a predicted model, not a curated record